GCCCGACGGGAGUGGGCGGUUUGUUUACAUGAUCAGCUGAUUCAUUCACAACUUUUCUGCCCCUUGUUCAGCACGUACUACAGAGCAUUGGCGUUAAUAUGGUCUAAAACCCUAUAAAGGAAGAGAAGAGAACAUACUACACUGAAGGAAUAUUAAGAGGGUAUAAGAAUAUCAAGGAGACUUCCUUAAAAUGCCUUCUCCGUCUGCUGUGAUGUUGUCGGAGGAAUACAAGAGAAGUCUAACGGAGCUUUCGGAAAUGGAUAAUGAUGCUUUUUUAACUUCCUGGGAAAUGGCUCUGGAGCAUCUGAGAACAUACAAGGAACAAGAAGAAAUUCUACCAUAUUACACCAUGCAGCAUCAGAAGGACACAUUGGAACUGAAGUCAGCAAGGAUAGCAAAGUUGCUUGAGCAUUUGCAUGAAACAAAUUCGGACCAAGAUCUAGCAAAACUCCUGACUUCAUCUGGCCUACGAAAAGAAAUAGUGAAUAUUAUUACAUCCCAGUCGGAACACAUCAGGAAACUUAUGUCUUCAAGAAUAUUGUUGAACAAUCCUCGAGAACAGUUGAUUGAUCUGCAAUGGAAGUUUGGAGUGGUGGCUGGGAGUAGCUCCAAGGGAGAGGCUGGGAGAACUUUUGUACAGGUGAAGAUUGUCUCCAAGUCUCCGAGUGGUGCCGUCAAAGCCCGGCAUGUGGAAGUGUCCCUCAAGAAGUUUUACGAUUUCUUGCAUCAACUGGAAAAAGCCAAAGCCACAUUAGAAUAUAUGAAUUAUUUAUAACCAAUGAUUGCAUAUUGUUUUGUAUUUUCCCCUCUUACGAGGAUGAUUAUAGAUGUUCAUAUGUUAUUUAAUUACUGGGUUUGUUGAAGGAUAUACAAGAGGAGUUGACUUGCCUAUAUCUGUUAGUUAAACAUUCCAUUGUAUCAUUUCAAGAACUUUCUUUGCUGUCUUAUUGUAAUGCCUCUAUGUUAGAUGAUUAUCUGUUAUUGUAAUUACUAUGUUAGGUAAUUAUUAUUAUUAUUAUUAUUUACUAUUAUCUAAUUUUAUGGAUUAUCUUACCAUUUUAGAUUUCUUGAAAAUGAAAAAAUAUAUAUUUAUGAUGAUGUUGA
This is a messenger RNA of Penaeus vannamei (Pacific white shrimp), 1104 nucleotides long. The record is from RefSeq and is a predicted model, not a curated record. Lineage: Eukaryota; Metazoa; Arthropoda; Malacostraca; Decapoda; Penaeidae.